AUGGAUUCCUUCAUUCGUCAAACGGCUAAAUUAUGUCCUUUCAUAAGAAAUGCUUCUUCUUCGAUGCAGAAUGUCAGAGCACUCCAUUCCACGAAUAUUGCUAGUAUGGCUGAGAAGUGUCCAGUGAUGAGGAGAGCUAUGGCUACAAGGGAAUUUAACUCUCCAUCAGUUGCUAUAGUCGAUAGCACUAGUAUUAGGAAAGUACCCAACAUUAUUAUUGAUAAGAGUAGUCACGAGGAGGCUUAUGACUACGAAGGGCUCUUUGAUUCCGAACUACGUAAAAAGCGCAUUGACAGUUCUUACAGGUAUUUCAAUAAUAUUAAUCGUUUAGCCAGGGAAUUUCCUAUGGCUCAUCGGGAUCAAGAAGAUGAUAAAGUUACGGUAUGGUGUUCUAAUGAUUACCUGACUUUUUCAAAGAAUGAGCAGGUUAUUGAUGUUAUGAAGAAAACUUUAGAUAAGUAUGGUGCUGGAGCCGGUGGUACUAGGAAUAUAGCGGGUCAUAACAAGCAUGCAAUGAGGUUGGAGGCAGAAGUGGCAGCGUUGCAUAAAAAAGAGGGAGCUUUAGUAUUUUCAUCCUGCUUUGUAGCUAACGAUGCGGUACUGUCGUUACUAGGCCAAAAAAUAAAGAAUUUGGUUUUCUUUUCUGACGAAAUGAACCACGCUUCCAUGAUCACCGGUAUUAAGCACUCACAAGCGAAAAAGCACGUGUUCAGACAUAAUGAUUUGGAGCAUUUGGAAGAACUCUUGGCAAUGUAUCCCAAAUCUCAACCUAAGGUGAUAGCAUUUGAAUCUGUUUAUUCUAUGUCUGGGUCAGUGGCUGAGAUAAGAAAGAUUUGUGAUUUGGCAGAAAAAUAUGGUGCUAUGACCUUCUUGGAUGAAGUCCACUCUGUUGGAUUGUAUGGUCCACAUGGAGCUGGUGUUGCAGAGCAUUUAGAUUUUGAAGCUCAUCGUAGGGCGGGCAUUGCGUCGCCUUCACACACUACUGUAUUGGACCGUGUUGAUAUGAUUACUGGUACAUUAGGUAAAUCCUUCGGCACUGUGGGCGGUUAUAUUGCUGCAUCGGAAAAGUUGAUCGAUUGGGUUAGGUCGUAUGCUCCUGGGUUUAUAUUUACUACUUCUCUACCUCCUGCAGUAUUAGCUGGUGCGGCAGAAGCAAUUCGUUACCAGCGUUCUCGUUUAAACUUAAGACAGGAGCAGCAAAGAAAUACCGCUUAUGUUAAAGAGGGUUUGCAUGAACUUGACAUUCCAGUGGAACCAAAUCCAUCUCACAUUGUUCCUGUACUAGUUGGAAACCCUGAUUUAGCCAAAGAGGCUUCUGACAUUUUGAUGGACAAGCAUCGUAUUUAUGUUCAGGCCAUUAACUUUCCUACUGUUCCACGCGGUACUGAAAGAUUGAGAAUUACUCCUACUCCUGGUCAUAGCAACGAGCUAUCUGACGUUCUAUUGGAUGCGUUAGAUGAUGUAUGGAAUACGCUACAACUUCCAAGGAUUAGAGACUGGGAAGCUUAUGGGGGUUUACUUGGUGUCGGAGAACCUGGCUAUGUUCCAGAACCAAAUUUGUGGACAGAGCAACAGUUAUCUUUCACUAAUGCAGAUUUAAAUCCAAACGUGAUCGACCCUGUUUUUGAACAGUUAGCGGUUUCUUCCGGGAUUAAAGUCUGA
Eremothecium sinecaudum is the source of this 1662-nucleotide messenger RNA. It is a transcript of the gene HEM1, whose product is annotated as 5-aminolevulinate synthase. NCBI's taxonomy places the organism in Eukaryota, Fungi, Ascomycota, Saccharomycetes, Saccharomycetales, Saccharomycetaceae. Gene Ontology annotation, biological process: heme biosynthetic process. The record is from RefSeq and is a predicted model, not a curated record. The transcript has a single exon. Gene Ontology annotation, cellular component: mitochondrion. Bases 1 to 1662 code for a protein of 553 amino acids. Gene Ontology annotation, molecular function: 5-aminolevulinate synthase activity; pyridoxal phosphate binding.